CAAAGGGUAGGCUGCUCGUUCGAGUUCACCGGGAACCCAUGAGGGUAUCCAUUUGACCCCGGUUAGGAGGCGAGUCGCCGCUACUCUUUUCUUCGGGCACGAAAUCUAGACCACUGCAUAAUUACCUUAUCCUAGCCCAAGGCCAGGAUUUUAUAAAGCGAGAUCGAAGGCAUUAAUGGAUGCCAUUGCAUACAUGCGUUGCAAGUUCCCUUACUUACUCUACUGUUGAUCAUUCAACAGUCACUAGACACAAUGGCUACCGAGGACACCAUCUACGACCGAAGCCGGCCCCUUCCUGCACUCGCGCCGGCAUUUCAAUACAAGUUGCUCAACUGCCCUGGCAAAUCUAUUAUCGGCCUGACCGUCAGCUUCCCGCCCAACGGCGCAUCCCCCCCGCACCGCCACGGCGGCGCGUCCGUGACAGGCUACGUCCUGGAGGGUACAGUGCUCAACAAGAUGAACGACGAGCCAACCAGGGUGAUCGAGGCCGGGGGGACCUGGUACGAGGCGCCCGGGUGCCACCACAAGGUCAGCGCCAACGUCAGCACCACCGAGCCUGCGACACUACUAGCCACGUUCGUCGUCGACACGAAGGUCAUAGAGGAGGGUGGCUUAGCCGCAUUGGUGCAGGUAGACGAAGAGUAUCGGGAUGUACAACUCAGAGCUUGAGUUGAUCGCCGAAGUUCAUGGAGACCCUUCGAAGGCAAAGCGCGAAUAGCGGCCUGUCCGACUACAGACUAGAAUAUGA
Molecule: messenger RNA, 748 nt
Organism: Phialemonium atrogriseum
Lineage: Eukaryota; Fungi; Ascomycota; Sordariomycetes; Cephalothecales; Cephalothecaceae
Product: RmlC-like cupin domain-containing protein
Exons: 2
Coding region: 253-669 (138 amino acids)
Source: RefSeq, a predicted model, not a curated record